AUGGCAGAGGUGAAAAGCCCAAGCAGAGAACUAAAGAAUGCUGAAGAAUUGUUUAGUAAAGUAUCACCCGUACUUUUGAAGAGCCUCGUGGAGGAGCCAACGAAAAGAGCACAUGUACCCAACCACUUGCUAGAGUCCAAGGUUUACACGAAACUUCUGAAAAAUAAUGUCCUACAGGCAAAACCUGGCAUACUGCAUUUUGGAGGCUAUCAACUAGAAAAACAACACAAACAGAUUCUGAAUCUGGUCAAUAUUUCCAAUGAGGUCAUAAAUGUUCACAUUUUACCACCCAAAACCAAAUACUUCCAGAUCAAGUAUGUGAAAAAAAAACACCACCUUGUCCCUGGCUUAGCCCUCACGGUAACUAUUACAUUUUCUCCAGAUGAGUGGCGCUAUUAUUAUGAUUGCAUCCAAGUUCACUGUAAGGGAGAUGAAACCUUGCUUGUACCCAUCCAUGCCUACCCUGUCAUGAAUACACUGGAUUUCCCCUCAUUUAUCAGUCUCUCAAAUGUUCUGCUUGGGGAAAGCAAGAAUUAUGUUCUUCCCUUACAGUGCAGCUGUCCAGUUGAUUUUGAGUUUCAUAUUGCUUUGAUUCAGGCACAUGAAGCUUUUACUAUUGAGCCAUCCUCAGGAAUAAUUCCAGCUAAUGGGAAGGUGAAUGUAACUAUCAGGUUCACACCAUUUCAGUAUGGGACUGCACAGAUGAAAGUACAGCUCUGGAUUUCACAGUUCAAUUCUCAGCCUUAUGAAUGUGUCCUCACAGGGACCUGCUUCCCAAACACGGCUUUAAACUUAGAAGAAUUUGAAAGAUUAAAUAAUCUUUCUAAGAAAGUGAACAUUCCUCCAGAAAAGACAAUGGCACGUGUAAAUUUUCACAGCCUACCAGCAAAGGCAAAGCCUCAAAAGAUGAAGGAAAUUGAAUACCAAAAUUUGGUGUUUCCAUUAGAUUUAUCAAACCCAUUUGCUGUGGCAACUGUUUUAAACCAAGAACCAGGAAAAUUGAAGAUAAAAAAAUUAAGAGAAGUUUUGGAUCAAGGCGAUGAGAUUUCAAAAACAAGACAAAUGAAGGAAGCUCUCUUUGAACAGAAAGUCAGACAGGACACUUACGAAGAAACAGCAAAUCACCUUAAGUGGCAGGUGCACCUUGGUAAAGAUCCCAUAGCUUUUAAGUUAAAAAGAGAGCUUACUGAAGAACAUCAAAAAGCAUGUAUGAAAUAUAAGUUACAUAAAGGAGAUCCCAUUGUGGAUGAGGAAUUUCAGCGACUCCAGACAGAACCCAACCAGAGACGGAUCAUCCAUAAUCUGGAAGACAUGAAAAUCAAGGCAUUUCACCCUAAUUUUGACCCACUUAUUAACAAUAUUUGGGUCAGCAGAUUCAGAGCAUUAAAGCAGUUUCAGAAAGCUGCACACAAGAUCAUAGUGCAACGACGAUUACUUAAUAUGCUAGCUUUUUAUCAUGAAAUGGAUCGAGAAGCUAUAUUGGAAAGACCAUCAUUGUCAGAAGAGUAUGCCUCCAAAUACCUCUUUCUGCCUGGGGUUAGUCAACGUGAUUUCUUGGCCCAGUUCCCUGUGGAGCCCAGCAGUGUGCUACCUUUUGCCUUUCCAUCUUACAGUCCUCCUCACGCCUCUGAUGAAUUGGCUCCUGGUCGUCUUGGACUGGUCCCAAUUAAGUCUUCAGGAGUUCAAAUCAAACAGUCUUAUUCUUUCCUUAAACUGCAGGUUCCUCAACAGUACAGAAUUCUAGGUUACCAACCCUUCUCUGUCCAGGAAGCAUCAACAAGUUACAAACCUGAAAAGCCUGCUCGAACCUUGAAACAAGGAGCUGAAGAUGAAGUUACUACCAUCGUAGCCCUUCCAAAACAGGAUUCCACACCUCAGAUUUCUGGUAAAGUCUCAGCUUUAAACAUGAAACCACCUGAAGCCUUGACUAGAGCUCCAGAAUAUGAUCAACUUUAUAUCUUUAAUCCCAACCCAGGAUUAUUCCCUGUGAUGCAUCCUUUGUCCUACCCAGAAACCAUAAUUGAUUAUCAUCUUUGCCCUCACCCCAAGUACAAGUUCACCAAAGAGCUCCAUGAUGGUUCCAGCAUUCCUCUCACCCAAAAGCAGUUUCUCCAUCACACGGACAUUAUUUCUGGUAUAAUGCACUGGAAGAAGUUCCAGUCACUGAUCCUGUCCUCCCUACCAAACACGUCUAAGACAGAGACAACACAGAGUUAUGAUACCUUCAACAAAGCCAUGCUUCCUAUAGAUGUCCCUGCCAUUGUUCAUGGCUUACCAGAAGAAGACAGACUGGAAAUCUCUGAACGUGAGCUCUGUGAACAGGAUAUAGCUGUUAUAUUGAUUCCAGAAAUGAUCCAGGUAGAAUUCCCUCUGUCGAACCACGAAGACAACAAGAAGGAAAAAGAUGUAAAAGAUCAAGGACCUGAGAAGGCAGGAGAAAAAGUGCUUGAAGAGAUGAAGAAUCUGCGGGGGAAAGCUCUCAAUCCAUACCUGAUUCUAGAAUAA
Molecule: messenger RNA, 2505 nt
Organism: Elephantulus edwardii (Cape elephant shrew)
Lineage: Eukaryota; Metazoa; Chordata; Mammalia; Macroscelidea; Macroscelididae
Gene: CFAP221
Product: primary ciliary dyskinesia protein 1-like
Exons: 23
Coding region: 1-2505 (834 amino acids)
Biological process (GO): cilium movement; cilium assembly
Cellular component (GO): cilium
Source: RefSeq, a predicted model, not a curated record